Molecule: messenger RNA, 1812 nt
Organism: Salpingoeca rosetta
Lineage: Eukaryota; Choanoflagellata; Craspedida; Salpingoecidae
Exons: 3
Coding region: 1-1812 (603 amino acids)
Biological process (GO): DNA integration
Molecular function (GO): nucleic acid binding
Source: RefSeq, a predicted model, not a curated record
AUGGUUGCCGACGCGCUGACCAAGGCACUGGACAAGCAGACCUUCGAGCAGCACCUGCCACGACUGGUGGGAACCUCGACGGCUGAGACGGAGCAGAGGAAGGCAGUUGAGGGGGAUAAACACACACAACACCUGUCGUGUUUCUACACCGUCUUCAAGAGCCAGGACUUCACCGACCUGUGCCUGGCCUUCGACAUCAAGCAGCGCUUCUCGCCACCGCACUCGCAGGCCAAGAACGGAUCCGCGGAGCGCACUUUCCGCACCCUCUUCGAGACGGCGCGUACGAUGCUGUUUGCUGCGGACCUGGACAAGCCGUUCUGGGGCUUCGCCGUGCAGCACGCCACGCUGCUGCACAACAUCGCGCCACGCAGGAGCCUCAAGGACAAGUCACCCUUCGAGGCCCUGAUUGGGCACGCCUUCGACGUCAGCCUGUUGCGCGUCUUCGGCUCGCCGGCCUACGUGCAUGUGGAGAAGAGCAGCACGCGGCACAAGCUUGACCCACGCUCACGCGUCGGCGUCUACGUCGGCUUCGCCGAGGAGGACCAGGCCCACGUCGUCUGGAUGCCGGACACGCGACGCGUUGUCCACACCAUCCACGCACGCUUCGGCGCCAUCAAGAACAAGGACGCCGCCUCCUCUCAGCAGCAGCAAGAGCAGGACGACAGCAGUGCCUCUGCUUCGCAUGCCAACAAGACCGCUCAGCGUUCGACCGAGGACAGUGCCACCGGCGCUCCCACUGCACCACGUGCGGGGGAGCCGCAGCUCCAGCCACGCGCCCUUGGCGGCUCCGUCUGGGACCAGCUGCUGGUGUCCGAGACCCUCGGCGACAAGGACACCUCUGGUGGCUCAACCACCACGUGUCACGUUGCCACCAGCGCUGCUGGUACGGGGGAGAAGAUAUCAGCAGUGGGUGGUCAUCUACCAGACAUCGCUGCUGGCAGUUUUGCCACGUCAGCUGAGCCAGCCACCGUCAAGGAGGCGCUUGCCUCGCCAGACUCUGAGGAGUGGCGCCAAGCCAUCCUGGACGAGUUUGCGGCAAUGCAGGCCAAUGACGUCUACGACGUCGUGCCUCGCGCUGACCUUCCCAAGGGCCACAAGCUGCUCCGCAGCAUGGUCAUCUUUCGGAAGAAGCGUGACGACCAGGGCAAGGUGAUCAAGUACAAGGCGCGCUGGGUUGCCAAGGGCUACUCCCAGGUCCACGGUGUCAACUACACGGACACCUUUGCCCCGACGGCUACCAUCGCAGCCAUCCGCACCAUGCUCGCCAUGGCCGUCGCGCGUGGCAUGGACAUCCAGCAGAUGGACGUCAACACGGCGUUCCUCAACGCGCCCGUGGACCACGAGAUCUACGUCCAGCCACCGGCCGUCGACGGCAUCUUCUCGCCGAAUACAGUCCUGCGCCUCAAGCGUGGGCUGUAUGGCCUGAAGCAGAGCCCGCGCUUAUGGAACCACACGCUGGACGCCUGGAUGCGCGAGCAGGACUUCGUCGCCACAGCCACGGACACCUGCAUCUACCGCCGCACCUGCAAGGGUGGCAAGGUGAUGUGGGUUGCCGUCUACGUGGAUGACCUGCUCAUCUUCGCCGACAGCGACAGCGACAUGGCCGCGUUCAAGAACUCCAUCUCCAAGCGCUUCAAGAUGAAGGACCUGGGCAGUCCAGACAUAUGUCUCGGCAUCAAGGUGCAGCACGACCACAAGGCCAGGACCGUCACCAUGAGCCAGGAGCACUACCUGCGCAACGUGCUGGAGACCUUCGGCAUGGCUGACUGCAAGCCUGUCGGCACGCCGCUCUGCACGGGCUACGCUCCGUGA